This is a messenger RNA of Mytilus trossulus (common blue mussel), 2596 nucleotides long. Its product is annotated as G-protein coupled receptor dmsr-1-like. Gene Ontology annotation, molecular function: G protein-coupled peptide receptor activity. Gene Ontology annotation, biological process: G protein-coupled receptor signaling pathway. Gene Ontology annotation, cellular component: plasma membrane. The record is from RefSeq and is a predicted model, not a curated record. Lineage: Eukaryota; Metazoa; Mollusca; Bivalvia; Mytilida; Mytilidae. The transcript is spliced from 2 exons. The coding region runs from base 475 to 1572 and encodes 365 amino acids.
GAUUGGUGUGACCAUUCUCUUGUGAAUACAGAUCUUGAUUAAUUUUCUAAAGAAAUAAUUACAUUUAAUCUAAAUGUAUCUGCUGUGUGUGUUAAACCCAAUUGUUUAAGGAUUUUGAUAAAUAAUAAAUAUGGAAUUCUCUAUUAAGGAUUACAAGCCCUGAAAAGACUACAACAAUCCGCACAGAGAGUGGUAAUUGACCUGUCGUUCAAAGCACAACAAUCAAAUAUGGAAGAAAUAAACCUUUCAUCCGUUUUGGAAUCUUACUUGACAAGGACACAUGGAUUUUAACAAUACUCAGACAAGAUCUGAUCAUUUAUUUACAUCUUUUACGUUGUUGUUGACUGUAUGAUAAAAAAUCAUUUAUUUUUGUACAUGUCUCGUUUGUAAUAUAACUGUGAUUUAGCAAGUGACAACUGGACAAUAUAAAUAUAUAGACAAUCAAACCUAUAAAAGGAAAAUAUAUAAUCAAUCAUGGAGAGUUUGAAUAGUUCUGGACCAAAUUUUACAGACGGAGUAGUGGGAAACAAUGAAUUUGUAGUAUUCAGCGAGAAGUAUUCACAGUACCAUGGGUACAUUAGCAGUUUCAUCUGCUUGUUUGGAGUAGUGUCAAACAUUCUGAACAUAAUUGUUCUAACAAGGAAACACAUGAUAUCUCCAACAAACUUAAUCCUAACAGCCUUAGCAUUGGCGGACGUCAUGACAAUGUCUGUGUAUUUGGUAUAUGCUUUGUAUUUAUAUGUGUUCACUCUUCCACGUGAUACAUAUGGACAUUCAAAGGGAUGGAUGUAUUUUGUUGUGGUGAACAAUCUGGUGGUUAUAACCUGCCAUAACAUGGCAAUGUGGCUAACCGUUUCCUUGGCAGUAUUUCGGUAUAUCUUUGUUUGCCAUCAUGUGGUGGCAAAUCAGCUAUGCAGUUUAGAAAGAGCCAAAUUGACAAUUGGUAUUGUUGUGGUGGUAACAAUUUUACUGUGCAUACCAAACUAUUUUAUGUACCGAGUGUAUGAACUGGCUGAAUAUCAACCAAACUAUACAGGCUACUGGAUUGAUUUGAGUUUGUUUGCUCAAAGCCAUUCAUUAUAUCAACCAAUAACAUUUUGGAUAUACGGAGUCAUCAUCAAAAUUGCUCCAUGUGUCUUACUGACGAUUCUGAGUGCAUGCAUCAUUUGUGCAAUGCAUGAAGCCAGUAAAAGACGUCAGCGCUUGUUACAGCAAGCUGGAAGACACAACGAAGAAACGUCUGCUGAACAUAACAGGACAACUAUGAUGCUUGUUGCUGUUGUGCUUUUCUUUGUAAUUACAGAAUUCCCACAAGGAAUUUUAGCAGGAAUAAGUGGCCUGAAUCCAAACUUCUUUCAGACAGUAUAUUCUAAUUUAGGAGAUAUAAUGGAUCUUUUAGUGCUUCUGAACAGUGCAAUUAAUUUUAUUCUGUAUUGUAUUAUGAGUCAACAGUUCCGUGACACAUUUACCAAUCUGUUUGUUUGUAAUUUCAUAUCCUUACGGAAUGUACACUCGGCCAAACAAAAUGGAAUGGCUUAUAGUACUGUUACAACUGAAGUAACUCAAGUCUAAUAAAAUAAUUGUAUAUUCAAAAAAAAAUUAAGUUUUGCUGUUGCUGUUUUCCUGAAAUAUGUCUUUCAUACUUAUUUUUUUUUUAUUAAAUUCAAUCAUAUAGCCUGUUUAUCAUAUACCUUGUAAAUCAUUAUUUUUUUGUCAUAUUACUUUUCUAAAUUAAGUAGUCAACCAGCUUGUACAAAAACUUAACCUCAGCAACUGAUUUCAUCCAUAUAUAACUUAAAGUCAUGCUGCAGUGGUAUAACAAUUAAUAAUAGUCUUUAUGCUUUGAUAGCUGCUGUGAUCCAGCAGUGACUGAAGUAAAAUAGCCACUAAUAAGCCAAAUUAUAAUCACCAAGAAUUAAGUGUAUAGUUUUUAUCAAUAAAAUAUGUAUGAACAAUGUAUAUCAAGACAAUAUACAAGAUGAUAAAUACAACAUUAUUGUGUUCAAUACAUAAUACAUUGUUUAAUGUUUCUUUAAAGACAAGUAAAUAAAUGGUUCUGUUCAAAUAUUGAAAAAUACAUGCUGCUUUUGUUCAUAUGAAGUCAAAUGACAGGAAAGAAAUAUUAUCUGCAUGGUUAAUUUAAAAAUGGUGAUUUUUGAUGAAAUACCUAAUUUUAUUAUCAAUAUUACAUAAUUUUGCAGCUAUGAAUUCAAAAGGGCAUAUUAAAGCUAAAUUAUUGCAUCAUGAGCUGUUGUGUAAUUUGCAAUCAGGCAAAUGAUUUCAUUCUAAAAAGAUUCACCAUAAAAGGCCUUCUUUGUCUAGUAAGGAUGCUCAAUCCAUGCUUUCUUUUACAAUUUAAAGAAAUAUUGCAGUAUUCAUUCCUCAUCUGAACAGUAUUAUGGAAUAUUAUACUUUUUUGGAAUCUUUGCAAGAAAUAUGAGCUGAUAUUUCCUGGCAAGAGUUUUAUAUCCCCUAAGCCAUCAUACGAAAGGUAUAUACUAAACUUACAGAAAGUACGAGCACAUAUCUCCAAUGAAUCCAGAAUAACUAUCAUAUUAUACUGAACUGUUCUCAAAUUAUCAUUUUGAUCAUCGUU